GACGCACUACACCAUGUUGCCCAUUUCAGUUGUCAGUUUCCUCAUCUGAUCUGAUUGUGCACGCAUUCCAAGGUGACGUUAGUUGGCUGUCUGUUGAUAGUUUUGAAGCCAUCGCUACGGUGACGCCAUUCUGAAGCGACUCGGAACAACGGAAAUGGGAGUGCGGCGAGAGCUUGCAGUGACUGUGAUUUCAGCGCACAACUUGAAGAAUGCCAAGCAUGGGUUCGGGAGAAUGAAUCCAUACGCUGUUGUUUGGAUCGAUUCCAACUCUAAGGCGGCGACCCAUGUGGCGGAGAAAGGUGGGAGGAACCCAUCGUGGAACUGUACGAUUCGGAUGCUCUGUAGGGAAAAUUUGUUUGGGACGUUGGCGAAGGCGAAGCUGGUGGUGGAAAUCUUCGACCACGACCGGAAGAAAAGUGUGGGGUAUGCGCAUGUGCUGCUCUCCGAGCUGAAGUCGGGCAUGGUUUGGGGGUGUAGUCCUGGAUGUUUAAGUGAGCCCAAGCGCAUGUCGUUGGAGGUGAGAGUCUUGCGAAAGUUGCAAAACUUCGACGACAAGGUCAUUGGGAGUGUGGACAUUGAAGUGAGAUUGGGAAGGAGUGUAGAUGGCGAUCAUUCAGAUAGUAUACACGAGGAGGUGCCUUACAACGGCAUCCAAAUGAAGCCACACGAUUUGGAGAUGAAUAACCAGAUGACUCAAAACUUAACCUUCAAUGAGAGCCUUCCGGAGCCCAUUCCACCAGUGCAAAAAACGGGUGAGCUAGCGCCGCUGUACUACCAGUAUCGCUAUGUGGAGAAACCAAAGCCGGUCUGGAGAUGCCUUGGGGACCCUAAACGUCCGGGAACCUUGUUGGUUGCGGCCUUGACUAUAUGUUAACCAAUGUGAACAUGGAGCAUAGAGCUCAAGAAAUUGGUAAGAGGCCCUCGUUUGACCUAGCGUGGUCAAGUAAGGAGACAUUUCGGAAGGCUCGACGCUUAAAUUGAGAUAUCCUCUGCAACAGAAAAUAUUAUAGCACUUGAAAACAUGCAGAAAUGGUUUGUUCGAUAUUUUCGAGCUCAGUCUACACUCAAAGUUAUUUCUGUACAAGGAAAAUAGGUUCGGUCAUGAAUUUUUGAUAGAUCUCUAUUAGUCCAAAAAUCCCAUCCCGUGGUUGACGCUAACCGUCUCCAGGGGUUCGCAGCAUCAAUCUCGCUGCACAGGAAUUUUUGUGCUAUUCAGUCUUUAGCCGAAAGUAUUCCACUGAUAACCUCGUACCUAGUCUUAGUCUACAGUGCUCAGCACGCAGCACCUUGUUUUGGACACAUCUCCAACUCAGAAUGGUGUCUUAAAGAUUCGUUUCCUCCACAGGAGUCUCCUUAAGAAAACUCAGAUUCUAGCGAUUCAUUUGAUAAGCCUAAAACUCGAAAUUGGGUUCAAGCUUGCAGAAUGGUUGUAGCUCAUUAUGUACGGUUUGGGAAUCGUACGAUACACAGUACAACAUCAAUGUUGCACCGCACGAGUAUUGUAAUGACCGAUGCGAUGCUUCGAUAAAAACAAACUAAAAUAGAAUAUAAGCGCUGCAGUAAGGAACUAGGGGUGCCACAUGAGAAGUUCAUGUACCAAAAGUUUCGUAAUUGACAGUUUGUGUACAUCUCAACCAAAAGUACCAUUCAUUGACA
This is a messenger RNA of Physcomitrium patens, 1656 nucleotides long. The record is from RefSeq and is a predicted model, not a curated record. NCBI's taxonomy places the organism in Eukaryota, Viridiplantae, Streptophyta, Bryopsida, Funariales, Funariaceae.